GUUUGACAGAAGUUUGAAUCGGACUCGGGGGCUUUCUGCAGCCGGCGGGGCAGUGCGGCGGACACAGCCUCCGAGAGCGCGAGCAGCAGCGCCCCCCACGACCUAGCCCGCCAACCAGCCUGGAGUCCGGCCUGCCCACGGCCGCGAGCCCGCCGUCCCCAGCGCCCCCGCGCGCCACGCAGCCUCCCAGCCAGGGAGCCGAAGCCCCACACUGCUCCGCACUGCACCAGCAUGUCCUCGACGGAGAGCCCCGGCCGCACGUCGGACAAGGCUCCGCGCCCGCAGGUGGACCGAUUGCUCGUGGGGCUGCGCUGGCGGCGCCUGGAGGAGCCACUGGGCUUCAUCAAAGUUCUCCAGUGGCUCUUUGCUAUUUUCGCCUUCGGGUCCUGCGGCUCUUACAGCGGGGAGACGGGAGCCAUGGUUCGCUGCAACAACGAAGCCAAGGACGUGAGCGCCAUCAUUGUUUUGUUCGGCUACCCCUUCAGGUUGCACCGGGUCCAGUAUGAGAUGCCUCUCUGUGAUGAUGACUCCACCUCCAAAACCAUGCACCUCAUGGGAGACUUCUCUGCCCCUGCCGAGUUCUUCGUGACCCUUGGCAUAUUUUCUUUCUUCUAUACAAUGGCUGCUCUAGUCCUCUACCUGCGCUUCCACAACCUCUACACAGAGAACAAACGCUUCCCACUGGUGGAUUUCUGUGUGACUGUCUCCUUCACCUUCUUCUGGCUGGUUGCUGCAGCUGCCUGGGGCAAGGGCUUGACUGAUGUCAAAGGGGCCACACGGCCAUCCAGCCUGACUGCAGCCAUGUCCGUGUGUCACGGAGAGGAUGCAGUAUGCAGUGCCGGGGCCACACCCUCGAUGGGGCUAGCUAACCUUUCUGUGCUCUUCGGCUUUAUCAACUUCUUCCUGUGGGCUGGAAACUGUUGGUUUGUGUUCAAAGAGACACCGUGGCACGGACAGGGCCAGGACCAAGGCCAGGGCCCCAGCCAGGAGAGUGCCGCAGAACAGGGAGCCUUGGAGAAGCAGUGAACAGCUGGCGACUCCCGGCCUGGACAGCACCUCUUCAUCUCCUCCGGCUUCCACAGGACCUUCCUUCUCCUCCAACCCCCUUCCCCUAUCAUUCUGGGCUUUGAGAUUUGAGACGCUGGAUGCGUAGGCAUCAGCUAUUGGUAACCUGGGCAGUCCUCCACCGGCUUCCUAAUCCCUCACCCUGCUGGAGCUGCAAAUGGCAGGAACUCAGUACCUCUUGCCCACUGCCUGGACUCAGGCAUCUCACUGGGCUUUAAUUUGUGUUCUCAAGCCUCUGAGGAAGAGCCUCUGCUUGCUGCAGGCGAGGGCAGGAAACUAGAGUCCUAACACUGGUCUCUAAAAGCUGCCUUGCCAUCACUAGUCUAGUCUCCGCGCGGUGGGGGAGGGGAAGUCAGCCGGCAGCCUUGCCCAGAUUCCCGACCCCCACGUGGAGGGCCCAGCAGUGGUUUGAUGACAUCCCUCAGAGGUGUCAUCUGGUCUCUGUGCCUUAUCUCUAGUCCUCCCCGAGCCCAGUGUGUUCCCUAAUCUCCUCUCUGGCCUCGGUUUGUCCACAGCUCCCACCAUGUGUGAAGCAGGGAGACCCAUUACCCUAUCCAAGGGUCCUCUUCGGGUCCACAUGAGGCCCAUGAGGUCCACAUGGGCUCAGUGGGAGCAGACAGAGUUGCCAUUGUGUUGCAGCUUCAGGGAAGAGACUCAGGAAAGUUGCUGGCAGACUACGAUUUCCAGGCCCUCAGUUCCCCCUCUCCCUCAGCUGGAACACUUUCACUAGCUCCCUAAACUCCACUUAUUCAUGAAACCCCCAACUCCCUUCUCCUUCUUGGGCUUGGCUUUGUCUCACACUUAGGAAACAAGAUGAGAAGGCCAGGAAUAUUCCCACUUCCUUCUCCCACCCCACCCUCCACCUGACAGCCCGUCUCCCUUCCCUAACCUUUUGGAGAUGAGGCAUUUAAGAUUUUUUUUUUAAGUCUGUCCAGGCCUUCCUUUCAUUCCUGUGGGCAUUGGGAGGGCCUAAAGGACCAUCAUGAGGCUGAGGUGCCCAGGAGUCCCAGGACAUGGAUAGAUGGCCCCACUUGUCUGCUCAUUUUCUCAAACUAGCACCUUUUCUAGAUCUUUCGUACCUUUCCUUUCUCAUUUUUACAAAGAGACGUUCUCUCUCCUCAUCUCUCGAAGUCCUCCCUUGCUUCCAUACAGUAGCCAGACUCUACCCCUUCCCCAAUCCUGGGCAGCCCGAUGCUAUUGGUGCUUCUUCACUUCGGGACCCAGUUCCAUAUUUGUUUGGGUGGUCUCCUCUUCCUGACACCUCCUUCCAUCCCUCCUUGGGCCCCAAGGUCUCAGGGCACCAACUGGAUAGAUACCAUCUGCUUCCUAUCCAGAUCAAAAUCCCUUGGUCUUCCCUGGCUGUAGGGCUGCUCAGGGAGAGAUGAAGAAGGAAGACUCCAGCCAUUUCCCAAUUUAGUGCCAACUGGCCCACUUAGUAUCCCAAAGAUGAAUGUGUCCUGUGCUAAUCUGUCCUCAAGACAGGCCCAACCCUCUCCAGCCUCCUCAUCUUCCUCAACGCUACCCACAUCAAGAUAUGGGUUAAUUGGGUUUCCAGGGCUUAGAACCCUUAACUUUGGGCCAUCUACUUCUUCUUUGAGUUAUAAUUCCCCACUUGAGAGGGGGAGUAUGACAUUUACACACUUCUAGAUGCUCCUGAGCCCUUCAUUAAAGGAAUUUGGAAUUUU
Messenger RNA from Peromyscus maniculatus bairdii (prairie deer mouse), 2750 nucleotides. RefSeq names its product synaptophysin like 2 (gene Sypl2). The record is from RefSeq and is a predicted model, not a curated record. Lineage: Eukaryota; Metazoa; Chordata; Mammalia; Rodentia; Cricetidae. Gene Ontology annotation, cellular component: synaptic vesicle; synaptic vesicle membrane.